Molecule: messenger RNA, 1103 nt
Organism: Alnus glutinosa
Lineage: Eukaryota; Viridiplantae; Streptophyta; Magnoliopsida; Fagales; Betulaceae
Exons: 4
Coding region: 61-591 (176 amino acids)
Biological process (GO): endoplasmic reticulum to Golgi vesicle-mediated transport; regulation of GTPase activity
Cellular component (GO): trans-Golgi network; cis-Golgi network; TRAPP complex
Source: RefSeq, a predicted model, not a curated record
GCAUUUCAUAAAUUUAGAAGAGAGAGUAAAAUCGAAGAGCAAAUUGAGAGAGAGAGAGAAAUGGGAAGGGAGGUCUCGGAGAGCUGCGUGGACAGUCUACUAACGGAAAUGGUGUCCGCUUAUUGCGAUCGGUUCUAUGCCAACAAGCCAGAGCUCGCCGCCCGUCGGAUCGAGGCCAUUGGCUUCCAGGUCGGCCACCAGCUAUCCGAACGGUAUACAAUGGAGCGGCCUCGGUUCAGUGAUCAUCUAGAGGCAAUCAAGUUUAUCUGCAAGGACUUCUGGUCCGAGCUUUUCAAGAAGCAAAUUGACAACUUGAAGACCAAUCAUAGAGGUACCUUUGUAUUGCAAGAUGAUCGGUUUCGUUGGCUUGCACGCAUGUCAGUUGAUCCAUCAUCUGAGGAUGGAGAUUUAUCUCAGGAUAAUUCUGCAGGUACGCCCGAAAACAAGGCAGCACAAGCUACAAGCAUGCAUCUCUAUUUCCCAUGUGGAAUUAUAAGGGGGGCUCUUUCAAAUCUUGGAAUUCCUUGUGCAGUUUCUGCGGAUAUAUCUAAUCUUCCUGCAUGUUCAUUUGUAGUUCGCAUAAAGGCCUGAUGAGCACUUAGAAGCUCCGGCUUAAGACUGCAGUUUGAAGUAUCAGCUUACUGCAUAAAUUAGGGCAUGCACAUCUUCCCGUUUUCCUUUUGCACAUUAGUUGCUUGAUGUGAGAAUUUCUGUCCCCCAAUUCAAACUCAGGAAUAUUUUGGGAGGAACCUCUGUUACCUGUUAUGGCUUUGAAUUUCAGAUGCAGAGACAUUAUAGAGGCUAGGAUGAUUGAGAGAUUGUUUUUUAAAGUGAUUAGAAAUUCACUCGCUGUAGUACAAGAAGGUGAUCGCCAUGAUUAGAAGGCUAGGAUGUGAUGUAAUAAUAAAUCAUCAACUGGGCCUGGCGAGGUAUGAAAUGAUCCAAUUAUUAUCCAUAUGCAUAUUGUGAUAUUUUAACAUAUGAAAGGAGCAUGCUUUAUCUAGUUGUUUACCAUGUACUUAAUUAUGACGAUUGAGUUGUACUGUGAAUUAUUUCGCAUUGAUUUGGAAUUUUUAUGGAUUGGAUUAGCCUUCGUAGUGUGA